AUGACUGAACCUACAAAGAUCAGUAUCUUGGGCCGGGAGAGCAUUGUUGCUGAUUUCGGCCUGUGGCGCAAUUACGUCGCAAAGGACCUGAUCACCAACUUGCCCUCCACCACCUACGUCCUCAUCACCGACACCAACCUCGGCUCCAUCUAUACCCCUACCUUCCAAAAAACCUUCGAGGCCGCCACCGCAUCUAUCUCUCCUGCCCCGCGACUUCUCGUCUACCAUGCUGCGCCCGGCGAGAGCUCAAAGUCCCGGCAGACAAAAGCCGACAUUGAAGAUUGGAUGCUGAGCCAGAACCCACCAUGUGGAAGAGACACAGUGGUCAUCGCCUUGGGCGGUGGUGUCAUUGGUGAUCUGACCGGUUUCAUUGCGGCAACCUACAUGCGCGGUGUCCAGUAUGUGCAGGUCCCCACCACCCUCCUCGCCAUGGUGGACUCCUCAAUUGGCGGAAAGACUGCCAUUGACACGCCUCUGGGCAAGAACCUCAUCGGCUCCAUCUGGCAGCCGUCGAGAAUAUAUAUUGAUCUCGAGUUCCUUGAGACGCUCCCCGUCCGGGAGUUCAUUAACGGUAUGGCCGAGGUCAUCAAGACCGCUGCCAUCUCCAGCGAGGAAGAAUUCACCGCCCUCGAGGACAACGCAGACCUAAUUCUCGGUGCCGCGCGCAGCGAGGCGAAGCCCGGCCAGGGCCGCUUCGAUGGAAUUCGCGAUAUCUUGAAGGCCAGAAUCCUGGCAUCCGCUCGCCACAAGGCCUAUGUUGUGUCUGCGGAUGAGCGCGAGGGCGGUCUUCGCAACCUCCUCAACUGGGGUCAUUCUAUUGGACAUGCCAUUGAGGCAAUUCUCACUCCCCAGAUCCUCCACGGCGAGUGUGUAGCCAUUGGUAUGGUCAAGGAGGCAGAGCUUGCACGCCACCUCGGCAUCCUCAAGGGUGUUGCCGUGGCUCGUGUCGUCAAGUGUAUUUCCGCCUAUGGCUUGCCUACUUCUAUGAAGGAUGCCCGUGUCCGUAAGUUGACUGCCGGUAAGCACUGCUCUGUGGACCAAUUGCUGUUCAACAUGGCAUUGGAUAAGAAGAACGAUGGCCCCAAGAAGAAGGUUGUUCUUCUGUCGGCCAUUGGCCGUACUCAUGAGCCCAAGGCCAGCGUUGUUUCCAAUGCCGAUAUCGGCGUCGUCCUCGCCCCCAGUGUUGAGGUUCACCCUGGUGUGGCCAAGUCCCUAAAUGUUACUUGCGCCCCCCCCGGAUCCAAGAGUAUCUCUAACCGAGCCCUUGUGCUUGCUGCACUUGGAUCUGGAACCUGCCGCAUCAAGAACCUUCUGCACUCCGACGACACUGAGGUCAUGUUGAAUGCCUUAGAGCGUCUCGGCGCAGCCACGUUCUCCUGGGAGGAGGAAGGUGAGGUUCUUGUUGUCAAUGGCAAGGGCGGCAACAUUGUUGCAAGCCCAACACCUUUGUACCUGGGCAACGCUGGAACUGCCUCCCGAUUCCUCACUACCGUGGCAACUCUCGCUACCCCCAGCACCGUUGGCUCAAGUGUCCUGACCGGCAACAACCGUAUGAAGCAACGCCCUAUUGGCGAUCUUGUCGAUGCUCUCACCGCCAAUGGUGCCGACGUCGAGUACAUGGAGAGCAAAGGCAGCCUCCCUCUCAAGAUUGCCGCUUCUGGAGGUUUCGCCGGAGGCAAGAUUAACUUGGCCGCCAAGGUUUCCUCUCAGUAUGUUUCUUCGCUUCUCAUGUGUGCUCCUUACGCCAAGGAGCCAGUCACUUUGAAGCUCGUUGGUGGCAAGCCCAUCUCCCAGCCUUACAUUGACAUGACCAAUGCCAUGAUGCGUUCUUUCGGUAUUGACGUUAAAAAGUCUACUACUGAGGAGCACACCUACCACAUUCCCCAAGCUCGCUACGUAAACCCUGCCGAGUAUGUUGUGGAGAGUGACGCAAGCUCUGCCACCUAUCCUCUGGCCAUCGCCGCCGUUACUGGCACCACUUGCACUGUCCCUAACAUUGGCUCCAAGUCCCUCCAGGGCGACGCUCGCUUCGCAGUCGAGGUUCUCCGACCUAUGGGAUGCUCUGUCACCCAGUCUGACACUUCCACUACUGUCACUGGACCUGCUGACGGUAUCCUUCGGCCAUUGGCCAACGUCGACAUGGAGCCCAUGACCGAUGCAUUCCUUGGCGCCUCUGUUCUCGCGGCAAUCGCCCGGGGCGAGGACUCGAACCACACAACCCGCAUUUACGGUAUUGCCAACCAGCGCGUCAAGGAAUGCAACCGUAUCAAGGCCAUGAAGGACGAAUUGGCCAAGUUCGGAGUUGUCUGCCGUGAGCAUGACGACGGUCUUGAGAUCGACGGUAUCGACCGGUCUACACUUCGCCAGCCUGCUGGUGGUGUUUACUGCUACGAUGACCACCGUGUCGCGUUCAGUUUCAGUGUCCUUUCUCUCAUCGCUCCCCAGCCGACUCUCAUUUUGGAGAAGGAGUGUGUUGGUAAAACCUGGCCCGGUUGGUGGGACACCCAGAAGCAAAUGUGGGGCGUUAAGCUUGACGGUAAGGAGCUCAAGGAAGACGAAGUUGCUGCCUCAAGUCAAGAAGAGCGAAGCAACGCUAGUGUCUUCAUCAUUGGUAUGCGUGGUGCUGGAAAGACCACCACUGGCAACUGGGUUGGUAAGGUCCUUGGCCGUCAAUUCAUUGACCUUGACACCGAGCUUGAGCAAACCGAAGGAACCACCAUACCUGAAAUGAUCAAGAUUCGCGGCUGGCAAGGUUUCCGCGACGCUGAGUUGGCCUGCCUUCAGCGCGCCAUGAAGGACCGUCCUACUGGCUACGUCUUCGCCUGUGGUGGUGGUGUCGUCGAGAUCCCAGAAGCUCGCAAGAUGCUUGUUGACUACCACAAGAACAAGGGCAAUGUUCUCCUCAUCAUGCGCGAUAUCAAGCUGGUCAUGGACUUCCUCCAGAUCGACAAGACUCGCCCUGCCUACGUCGAGGACAUGAUGGGCGUGUGGCUGCGCCGCAAGCCUUGGUUCCAGGAGUGCAGCAACGUUCAGUACUUCAGCCAGCACUCGAGCUCUGCUGAGCUUGCUCUUGCCUCGGAAGACUUUGCGCGCUUCAUGCGCGUUGUGACUGGCCAGACAGACAGCCUCGAGGCUUGCGUCGGAUCCGAUGCCGUAGAAUUGCGGGUUGACUUGUUGAAGGACCCCUCAUCAGACAUCGACAUCCCCUCGCUUGACUACGUCACCGAACAGAUGUCCAUCCUCCGCCGUCGUACCUCUCUCCCCAUCAUCUUCACUAUCCGUACCAAGAGCCAAGGAGGUCGCUUCCCCGAUGAUGCUCACGAUGCCGCGAUGCAGCUGUACCGCCUGGCGUUCCGCUCUGGAUCUGAAUUCGUGGAUCUUGAGAUCGCCUUCCCUGACGGGAUGCUCCGUGCUGUUACUGAGAUGAAGGGUCACUCCAAGAUCAUCGCCUCACACCAUGACCCUAAGGGAGAACUCUCUUGGGCCAACAUGUCCUGGAUGCAGUCCUAUAACCGUGCUCUGGAGUACGGCGAUGUGAUCAAGCUCGUUGGUGUCGCCAACAGCCUGGACGACAACACCGCUUUGCGGAAGUUCAAGACCUGGGCUGAGGAGGCACACGAAACCCCUUUGAUCGCUAUCAACAUGGGUGACAAGGGUCAGCUCAGCCGCAUUCUGAACGGCUUCAUGACCCCAGUGUCUCACUCCAGCCUCCCCUUCAAGGCCGCACCCGGUCAGCUCUCUGCGACUGAGAUUCGCCGUGGUCUCUCCUUGAUGGGCGAGAUUAAGGCCAAGAAGUUCGCCAUCUUCGGCUCUCCUGUCUCUGCCUCCCGGUCGCCCGCUCUCCACAACACCCUCUUCGGCACCAUGGGUCUUCCCCACGAAUACAGCCGCUUGGAGACCACGAACGUUGAGGACGUCAAGGACUUCAUCCGUGCCUCCGACUUCGGCGGUGCCUCCGUGACCAUCCCUCUCAAGUUGGACAUCAUGCCCCUGCUCGAUGAAGUCGCCAAGGAAGCCGAGAUUAUUGGCGCAGUCAACACCAUCGUUCCUGUUGCCAACGGUGACAAGCCUCCCCGCCUGGUCGGCUACAACACCGAUUGGCAGGGCAUGGUCCAAUGCAUGCGCAACGCAAGCAUUUACGGCUCAUCUGGUGAUGAGAGCGCCAUGGUCAUCGGAGGCGGUGGCACUGCCCGUGCUGCCAUCUUCGCUCUACAUCACAUGGGCUUCUCUCCGAUCUACGUCGUGGGCCGUAGCGCUAGCAAGCUCGAGGGUAUGGUCUCGACCUUCCCCACCAGCUACAACAUUCGUGUUGUAGACAACCAUAGCCAGCUUGACAGCGUCCCCCGCGUUGCCAUUGGCACCAUCCCGGCCGACCGUCCCAUCGACCCCACCAUGCGUGAGACACUCUGUCAAAUGUUCGAGCGUACCCAGGAGAUCGAUGGUGCCCUCAUUGGCAAGACUUCCGAGUCCAACAACCCCCGUGUCCUCCUCGAGAUGGCCUACAAGCCUGCCGUCACGGCGCUCAUGCAGCUUGCAUCCGAUUCUGGCUGGAGCACCAUCCCUGGACUUGAGGUUCUUGUCGGACAGGGUGUUCACCAGUUCGUUCACUGGACUGGUAUCACUCCUCUGUACCACGAGGCUAGGGAUGCCGUUAUGGGAAACACCAAUGAGUCUUCAUAA
Penicillium antarcticum is the source of this 4680-nucleotide messenger RNA. Its product is annotated as pentafunctional protein ARO1. Gene Ontology annotation, molecular function: shikimate kinase activity; 3-phosphoshikimate 1-carboxyvinyltransferase activity; shikimate 3-dehydrogenase (NADP+) activity. Lineage: Eukaryota; Fungi; Ascomycota; Eurotiomycetes; Eurotiales; Aspergillaceae. Gene Ontology annotation, biological process: chorismate biosynthetic process; aromatic amino acid biosynthetic process. The record is from RefSeq and is a predicted model, not a curated record. Gene Ontology annotation, cellular component: cytoplasm. Bases 1 to 4680 code for a protein of 1559 amino acids. The transcript is spliced from 3 exons.